CCGGGGCCAGUCGGGAGCGGGGUGCAGAGCGACUGUGGCAGCCCCAGGGCGGCCCGGCUGCGCGGCGGCGGCGGCAUGGUGGGUUCGGAGAAGGAGCAGAGCUGGAUCCCCAAGAUCUUUAAGAAGAAGACGUGUACGACGUUCAUAGCGGACCCCGAAGACCCCGGAGGGACUCUGUGCCAGUGCGGCCGCCCCCGGAGCGCCCAUCCCUCCGUAGCCGUGGAAGAUGCAUUUGGGGCAGCCGUGGUGACCGAGUGGGACAGUGACGUGCACACCACAGAGAAGCCGACGGACGCCUUCGGGGACCUGGACUUCACAGGCGCCGGUCGCAAGCCCAGCAACUUCCUCCGGCUCUCCGACCGCACAGACCCAGCUACAGUCUACAGUCUGGUCACUCGCACGUGGGGCUUCCGGGCGCCGAACCUGGUGGUGUCGGUGCUGGGGGGCUCGGAGGGCUCCAUCCUCCAGACCUGGCUGCAGGACCUGCUGCGCCGCGGGCUGGUGCGGGCCGCCCAGAGCACAGGGGCCUGGAUUGUCACGGGUGGGCUGCACACGGGCAUUGGCCGGCAUGUGGGCGUGGCUGUGCGGGACCACCAGACGGCCAGCACCGGGGGCUCCAAAGUGGUGGCCAUGGGCGUGGCCCCCUGGGGCGUGGUCCGGAAUAGAAACACCCUCACCAACCCCAAGGGCUCGUUCCCCGCGCGGUACCGGUGGCGCGGCGACCCGGAGGACGGGGUCGAGUUCCCCCUGGACUACAACUACUCGGCCUUCUUCCUGGUGGACGACGGCACCCACGGCCGCAUGGGCGGCGAGGACCGCUUCCGGCUGCGCUUCGAGUCCUACGUGGCGCAGCAGAAGACCGGCCUGGGAGGGACUGGAAUUGACAUCCCCGUCCUCCUCCUGCUGAUUGAGGGCGAUGAGAAGAUGCUGAAGCGGAUUGAGGACGCCACCCAGGCUCAGCUCCCCUGCCUCCUGGUGGCCGGCUCUGGGGGAGCUGCGGACUGCCUGGCAGAGACCCUGGAAGACACCAUGGCCCCAGGGAGCGGGGGAUCCAGGCAUGGCGAGGCCCGGGACCACAUUCGGCGUUUCUUCCCCAAAGGGGACCCCGAGGUCCUGCAGGCCCAGGUGGAGAGGAUCAUGACGCGGAAGGAGCUGCUGACGGUCUACUCAUCGGGGGACGGCUCAGAGGAAUUCGAGACCAUCGUCCUGAAGGCCCUCGUGAAUGCCUGCGGCAGCUCUGAGGCCUCCGCGUACCUUGACGAGCUCCGUUUGGCCGUGGCUUGGAACCGCGUGGACAUUGCCCAGAGCGAACUCUUCCGGGGGGACAUCCAGUGGCGGUCCUUCCACCUGGAGGCCUCGCUCAUGGACGCGCUGCUGAACGACCGGCCCGAGUUCGUGCGCCUGCUCAUCUCGCACGGCCUCAGCCUGGGCCACUUCCUGACCCCCGCGCGCCUGCAGCAGCUCUACGGCGCCGCGCCCCCCAACUCGCUCAUCCGCAGCCUCCUGGAGCAGGCGUCCCACGGCUCGGGCGCCAAGUCUCAGUCCCUGAAAGGGAGCCCCGCGGACCCGCGGGCCCCUAACGUGAGGCAGGUGCUCAAGAUCUUGCUGGGAGACACGUACGCCCCGAGGUUCCCCGGCGGCGGCUCGCGGGGCUCCCAGCGGGGCCGGGAGAGUGAGAGUCUGAUCUCGGAUUUGCUGGAGUCCUCGGACCCUGGCUCCGGACACACCCCCUGGAGCGACCUGCUGUUGUGGGCAUUGUUGCUGAACAGAGCCCAGAUGGCCAUGUACUUCUGGGAGAUGGGCUCCAAUUCCGUGGCCUCGGCCCUUGGGGCCUGUUUGCUGCUCCGAGUGAUGGCUCGCCAGGAACCCGAGGCCGAGGAGGCAGCUCGGAGGAAGGACCUGGCCAUCAAGUUUGAGGGCUUGGGUGUUGACCUCUUCGGCGCGUGCUACCGCAGCAGCGAGGACCGGGCCGCGCGGCUGCUGCUGCGCCGCUGCCCGCUCUGGGGCGAUUCCACCUGCCUGCAGCUCGCCACCCAGGCAGACGCCCGCGCCUUCUUCGCCCAGGAUGGGGUGCAGUCCCUGCUGACACAGAAGUGGUGGGGGGAGAUGGACAGCACCACGCCCAUCUGGGCCCUGGUUCUCGCCUUCUUCUGCCCCCCACUCAUCUACACCAACCUCAUCGUCUUCAGGAAGUCAGAGGAGGAGUCCUCGCAGAGGGACCUGGACCUGGACCUGGACCUGGACACUAAUGGGGCGGGGCCGGGCCGGCCUGUGGAACCCCCUGAGAAGACGCCGCUGGGGGUGACGCCCCCGGAUCGCUGCCGGGAGACCCCGUGGCGCCGGGGCAUGCGCCGCUGGUCGCACUUCUGGGGGGCGCCGGUGACCGCCUUCCUGGGCAACGUGGUCAGCUACCUGCUGUUCCUGCUGCUGUUCGCCCACGUGCUGCUCGUGGACUUCCGGCCGGUGCCAGGCCUGCCCGAGCUGCUGCUCUACUUCUGGGCCUUCACGCUGCUGUGCGAGGAGCUGCGCCAGGGCCUGGGCGCCGGCGGGGGCAGCCUGGCCAGCGGCGGCCUGGGGCCCGGCCAGGCUCCGCUGCGCCAGCGGCUGCACCUCUACCUCACCGACGCCUGGAACCAGUGCGACCUGCUGGCCCUCAGCUGCUUCCUCCUGGGCGUGGGCUGCAGGCUGACCUCGAGCCUGUACGACCUGGGCCGCACGGUCCUCUGCCUGGACUUCAUGGUCUUCACGCUGCGGCUGCUGCACAUCUUCACCGUCAACAAGCAGCUGGGGCCCAAGAUCGUCAUCGUGAGCAAGAUGAUGAAGGACGUGUUCUUCUUCCUCUUCUUCCUCUGUGUGUGGCUCGUGGCCUACGGGGUGGCUACGGAGGGGCUCCUGAGGCCCCCGGGCAGUGACCUCCCGAGCGUCCUGCGCCGCGUCUUCUACCGGCCCUACCUGCAGAUCUUCGGGCAGAUCCCGCAGGAGGACAUGGACGUGUCCUACAUGGAGCCGGCCAACUGCUCGGCCGAGCGGGGGCUCUGGGCGCGGCCGCCCCGCCCGCAGGCCGGCUCCUGCGUCUCCGCCUACGCCAACGGGCUGGUGGUGGUGCUGCUCGUGGUCUUCCUGCUGGUGGCCAACAUCCUGCUGCUCAACCUGCUCAUCGCCAUGUUCAGCCAUACCUUCGGCAAAGUGCAAGGCAACAGCGACCUCUACUGGAAGGCGCAGCGCUACAGCCUCAUCCGGGAAUUCCAUUCCCGGCCCGCCCUGGCCCCGCCCCUCAUCAUCAUCUCCCACGUGCGCCUCCUGCUCAGGCGGUUACGCAAGCACCGCCGCGUGCCCUCGACGCCCUCUGCGUUCGCCGAACAUUUCCGGAUCUACCUCUCCAAGGAAGCCGAGCGGAGGCUGCUGACGUGGGAGUCGGUGCACAAGGAGAACUUCCUGCUGGCUCGUGCGCGGGACAAGCGCGACAGCGACACGGAGCGCCUGAAGCGCACGUCACAGAAGGUGGACACGGCGUUGAAGAAGCUGGGUCAGCUGCGCGAGUACGAGAAGCGCCUGAAGGGGCUGGAGCGGGAGGUUCGGUACUGCAGCCGCACGCUGGGCUGGGUGGCCGAGGCCCUGGGCCGCUCCGCGCUGCUGCCUCCCGGGGGGCCGCCGCCCCCGUCCCCGCCGGCUCCCGCAGACUGAGCCUCGCCCGUGGACCGUCCGCGCCCAGCGUGAGACCGACUGCACUUCGGCCCCCCGCGGGCCCCCCCC
Molecule: messenger RNA, 3753 nt
Organism: Lepus europaeus (European hare)
Lineage: Eukaryota; Metazoa; Chordata; Mammalia; Lagomorpha; Leporidae
Gene: TRPM4
Product: transient receptor potential cation channel subfamily M member 4
Exons: 25
Coding region: 76-3684 (1202 amino acids)
Biological process (GO): calcium ion transmembrane transport
Cellular component (GO): membrane
Molecular function (GO): ligand-gated calcium channel activity; calcium-activated cation channel activity
Source: RefSeq, a predicted model, not a curated record